Messenger RNA from Artibeus jamaicensis (Jamaican fruit-eating bat), 2594 nucleotides. It is a transcript of the gene TREM2, whose product is annotated as triggering receptor expressed on myeloid cells 2. Lineage: Eukaryota; Metazoa; Chordata; Mammalia; Chiroptera; Phyllostomidae. Gene Ontology annotation, cellular component: cell surface. The transcript has 5 exons. Gene Ontology annotation, molecular function: signaling receptor activity. Bases 115 to 789 code for a protein of 224 amino acids. The record is from RefSeq and is a predicted model, not a curated record.
CUGGUGUCCGUGGGCAGCGCCUGAUGUCCUGACCCUCUUCUUUCUGCAAUUCAAGAGAAAAACGAGAUCUUGCACAAGGCACCCUGCGUCUGCUCUCUGCAAGGGAAGGGUGUCAUGGAGCCUCUCCGGCUGCUCAUCCUGCUCUCUGUCACAGCGUUGUCCCGAGCCCACAACACCACGGUGUUCCAGGGCGUGGCAGGCCAGUCCCUGCGGGUCUCCUGCCCCUACGACUCCUUGAAGCACUUGGGGAGACGCAAAGCCUGGUGCCGCCAGCUGGGUGAAGGGAACCAAUGCCAGCGGGUAGUCAGCACCCACAGCUCGUGGCUGCUGUCCUUUGUGAAGAGGCGGAAUGGGAGCACGGCCAUCGCAGAUGACACCCUGGGUGGCACCCUCACCAUUACAAUGAAGAAUCUUCAAGCCCAGGAUGCUGGCUUCUACCAGUGUCAGAGCCUCCAUGGCAGUGAGGCCGACACCCUCAGGAAGGUCCUAGUGGAGGUACUGGCUGACCCCCUUGAUCGCCAGGACCCCGAUGAUCUCUGGAUCCCCAAGGAUGCCCAGGUGGAGCACAGCGUCUCCAGGAACCUCUCAGAAGAGGAGCUCCCCUUUCCACCCACUUCCAUCCUUUUCCUCCUGGCCUGCAUCUUUCUCAUCAAGCUUCUAGCAGCCAGUGCCCUCUGGGUUACUGCCUGGCAUGGGUGUAAACGGGGCACAUCCCCGGCCAGGGGGCCCGACUGCGGCCAUGACUCAGGCUACCAGCUGCAGACUCUGACAGGGCUGACAGACACCUGAGAGGAGAGGACCCCACGUGGGAUGACAGGCCCUGGGAGGUCUGCACGCUCGCCUGUCAGCCACCGAGACUCCCGGUUCUGCUUUGGCAAAUCGCCACUUUGCCUGUGCUCUGCUUCCCCUGGCUCCAGUCGUGUGUGUGUGUGUGUGUGUGUGUGUGUGUGUGUGUGUGUGUGCGCGCGCGCACGUACAAGGCACCUGUGCCUUGGAGGUGGAAAGACCAUCUACCCAUUUCUGGACAUUGGACAUCAAAAUUUUCACAGAUAAAUCUGAGACUUCAUGUUUAACUGGAUUGUUUUGGGGCAUCAUGAAGCUCUUUUCUUUUGCUUCAGUGCCAAGAGAAUAAAUUUUGAUGAGCAAAAAGGUCAGACUCAUUGGAACCUAGGAUCUUGGAUAUAGUAUGUCCCUCCAUUCUCAUAAGCCCCAAAGUAGCCAGUCUUUCUGUUCUCCUCUCUCCCUCCCCUAGAUCUACUUACCAAGUCCUCUUCCUCCCCUGGAAUUUCUCUAGCACCCAGUCUUCCUCUCCUCUCCUGUCCUCUUCUUUCUUCUUCCUGCCUCCUGUCCGUAAGUUCCCUAAGAUUAUGGCUGGUCUCCCUGCCCCAGGCCUCUCUCCUCCCUUCCCAUGCCCACACCCAAGUCCAUCCAAUUCCCAGCUGACUCAUCCUUUUCUGGAGCUUCGCUUUCAUCAUGUUACUUCCCUUCCAGAGGAAUGACAAAACAUGAGUUACAGAGGGUAACACAACGGAACUGGAAACUACUGACCAAAGUCCCUCAUUGUACAGAAGGGAAACUGAGUCUCAUAAGGGAAAGGACUUACCCAAAGUCCCCAGUAGAGCCUGGAAAUCCAAAUUACACUUGGCAUUCAAGGGGCCCUUCCCUCUAGCUCAGUCCUACUCAUCCACUCAUUUAUUCAUUUAACAGAUCUUUUCUGUGUCAGAACAAUUCUAGGCACCGGAGAUGCAGAGUGAACAAAAGAGGCAAAGGUGCCUGCCCCUGUGGAGCCUCAUUCUGAUGGCAGGCGAGAGGAAACAGUGAAUAAGUCAGUCAGCUGGUCCGGCACUUUGGGAGUACAGAAGGGAUGGGGGUGAUGGAAUUCUAAAGGGUAGUCAGAGGCAGCACCUGAGAAGCACUUGGAGGGGUGUGGUAGCGAAUCUCGCCUCAGUGUUCAGCACACAUUCCCCACUCAGGCCAAGAGUAAAGGGGAAACUGGACCGAGACUUCCCCGGGGGGUGGGCUGCUGGGAAGAAGAGGAAAGGAGCUCCUCUGCCCUGGGCCACGUGGCUGCUUGGCCUCUGUCUAACCUGAGUGUGGGCCCUGGGAUUUUGGAUCCUUGAGGUAGCUGUGUUCUGGCCUCAGAGCCCUGCCCUGCCCAGCCGAGCCUCACUCCCCAGCAAGGCUGCCUCUCUGUCCGACCUGGUCUUCUGACUCAGGGGCACGUGGAACUUCCUCUUUACACCCCCAGGCAGGACAGUCGUCAAGACUGAGUGGAGCCUAAACUGAGCAGGGUUCCCCCUUCCUGUUGCCCGUCCCUCUGCACAUUGCUGAAGACUUCGCUCCCCAGGCCAAGUGCCUGGUAUUGGCAGCCUUUUCUUGCCUUGGGACCCCCUGCCAUGGACUCUCUGGGGGGCACGCUGGAAGGAAGGGGCUUGGAUAGUUCGGUUUUAAGCUUCAGCUUUGCCUCCUGCUAAGAAACUUUAAGCCAGUUCCUUAACAACUCAGAGCCUCACAGUCCUUUUCUACUGAAAAAGAAAAUAAAUAUCUACCGGGCUACAAAAUAAUGCGGAAUGUAAACUGUAACUGAAAAAUAA